Molecule: messenger RNA, 1140 nt
Organism: Closterium sp. NIES-65
Lineage: Eukaryota; Viridiplantae; Streptophyta; Zygnematophyceae; Desmidiales; Closteriaceae
Source: the annotation of a GenBank genome assembly
AUGCCGAAGCUCCGCCGCGCGCGGGCCUACCUUGCACCGCCGCCGCCCUGCAGCAGCAGCCGCCGCCAGAGUUUGCAGCAGCACCCGCCGCCAGAGCCUGCAGCAGCGGCCGCCGCCGAGCCUGCAGCAGCAGCCGCCGCCAGGCCUGCAACAGCUGCCGCCACCGAGCCUGCAGCAGCAUCCGCCGCUCUGUUGCAGCAGCCGCCGCCGUCCAGCAGCAGCAGCCGCCGCCCCUGGACCCCACGAGCUGCCCCAGCAGCAGCCCACGGCGCCGACCCUACAGCUGUAUGCGCCGCCACUCCUGGACUUGGUACGGCUGCCUGCCUGUGCUGCCUGUUGCUGCCCGUGCCUGUGCUGCCCGUACCUGUGCUGCCCGUGCCUGUGCUGCCCGUGCCUGUGCUGCCCGUGCCUGUGCUGCCCGUGCCUGUUGCUGCCUGUGCCUGUGCUGCCCGUGCCUGUGCUGCCCGUGCCUGUGCUGCCCGUGCCUGUUGCUGCCCGUGCCUGUGCUGCCCUGUGCUGCCUGUGCCUGUUGCUGCCUGUGCCUGUGCUGCCCGUGCCUGUGCUGCCCGUGCCUGUGCUGCCCUGUGCUGCCUGUGCCUGUUGCUGCCCGUGCCUGUGCUGCCCGUGCCUGUGCUGCCCGUGCCUGUUGCUGUUCGUGCCUGUGCUGCCCGUGCAUGUGCUGCCCGGGCCUGUUGCUGCCUGUGCCUGUGCUGCCCGUGCCUGUGCUGCCCGUGCCUGUGCUGCCCGUGCCUGUGCUGCCCGUGCCUGUGCUGCCCGUGCCUGUUGCUGCCCGUGCCUGUGCUGCCCUGUGCUGCCUGUGCCUGUUGCUGCCUGUGCCUGUGCUGCCCGUGCCUGUUGCUGCCUGUGCCUGUGCUGCCCGUGCCUGUGCUGCCCGUGCCUGUGCUGCCCGUGCCUGUGCUUCCCGUGCCUGUGCUGCCCGUGCCUGUUGCUGCCUGUGCGUGUGCUGCCCUGUGCUGCCUGUGCCUGUUGCUGCCCGUGCCUGUGCUGCCCGUGCCUGUGCUGCCCGUGCCUGUUGCUGCCCGUGCCUGUGCUGCCCGUGCCUGUGCUGCCUGUGCCUGUUGCUGCCUGUGCCUGUGCUGCCUAGUCUUCCAGCUGUCUGCUCACCUGCCCGCCUGUUAA